Molecule: messenger RNA, 1473 nt
Organism: Pyricularia oryzae 70-15
Lineage: Eukaryota; Fungi; Ascomycota; Sordariomycetes; Magnaporthales; Pyriculariaceae
Product: sugar transporter STL1
Exons: 8
Coding region: 1-1473 (490 amino acids)
Biological process (GO): carbohydrate transport; transmembrane transport
Cellular component (GO): membrane
Molecular function (GO): carbohydrate:proton symporter activity
Source: RefSeq, a predicted model, not a curated record
AUGGGUGCCGUCGAGUUGCAAGGGCAGCCGCUCAUCCUGACGGUCAGCGCGUUGACCUCCUUGGGCUUCAUGCUAAUUGGUUUCGACAAUGGCCUCAUGGGAGGACUUGUCAACUCUCCCGCCUUUAACGCCACAUUCGACAGCCCUGCAUCGGACAUGAUCGGUGUAAUUGUUGCUAUUUACGAGAUCGGUUGUUUCUUUGGAUCCCUAUGUUCUGCCAUCUUCGGAGAGAAAUUGGGUCGUCGUCGGUCCAUUACCAUCGGAGCCUGGAUCAUGAUUAUCGGUGCCAUCUUGCAGGCGUCUUCGUAUAGCCGCGCCCAGCUCAUUGUCGGUCGCAUCGUGUCUGGCUAUGGCAUGGGUAUUAUCAAUUCGACUGUGCCCGUCUUUCAGGCUGAGUUCAGUCCCAAGUCGAGCAGAGGAGUUUACGUCUGUGCGCAGCUCUCAACGCUGAACUUUGGUAUCUUCCUGGUGUAUUGGAUCGAUUACGCCUUCUCAUCCAUAACAUCCAGCUACGCCUGGAGGAUUCCCGUAAUCCUCCAAUGCUUCUGCAUCAUUCCCAUGCUAUUCAUCAUCACCAUCGUUCCCGAGACCCCUCGUUGGCUCGCAUCUCACGACCGGCCCGACGAGAGCCUCCAGAUCCUCGCCCGUAUCCAUGGUACCUCUACCGAUGAUGUCGAGGUGCGCCGCAUGCACAGUGUCAUCAUGCAGACCGUGGCCAUCGAGUCGUCUGUGAGCUCGGGUGGAUGGAAGGAUCUGCUGAAGAGCGACAGCAUCAAGUCUCGGCGGAGACUGCUCAUUGCCUGCGCCAUUCAGAGUUUCCAGCAGCUCGGUGGCAUCAACGCCGUGAUCUACUAUGCGAGCACCCUCUUUCAGCACAGUAUCGGCUUCGACGCCCACAUGUCCUCCCUCAUGUCUGGCUUCCUGCAGACCUGGUUCUUCCUGGCUUCCUUCAUUCCGUGGUUCCUGAUUGACCGCGUCGGACGAAGACCUUUGCUACUUUCCAUGAUCAGCGUCAUGGCAGCCGUCAUGGCUAUCCAAGCCGCUCUUAUCUACCAAGUGCAGAACGAGACGGCCAUCGCGCGUUCCGCCGGUAUUGGUGCUGCUGCCAUGCUCUUCGUGUUUCAGGGCGCAUUUACCGUCGGCUUCCAGGCUACCGUCUGGGUCUACCCGUCGGAAAUUCUUCCACUCCGUAUGCGCCAACAGGGUUCUGCCAUUUCCACUGCCAUGAACUGGAUUUUCAACUAUAUGAUUGUGCAAGUUACACCGAUCGCCAUUGACUCAGUUGGCUGGAAAACAUACAUUAUCUUCGCCGUGCUCAACGCAACCUGGGUGCCGAUCAUCUACCUGUUCUUCCCCGAGACCAAGGGCCUUGAGCUUGAAGAUGUGGACCGUCUCUUCGCUGGAGAAGACCUUGUCGACAGAAUGGAUCACAAACACAUGGGCGAGGCAACUACGGUGGACAAGCUUGAAUGA